This is a messenger RNA of Salmo salar (Atlantic salmon), 2890 nucleotides long. Its product is annotated as zinc finger protein ZIC 4. Gene Ontology annotation, cellular component: nucleus. Gene Ontology annotation, biological process: regulation of transcription by RNA polymerase II. Gene Ontology annotation, molecular function: DNA-binding transcription factor activity, RNA polymerase II-specific; RNA polymerase II cis-regulatory region sequence-specific DNA binding. The record is from RefSeq and is a predicted model, not a curated record. Lineage: Eukaryota; Metazoa; Chordata; Actinopteri; Salmoniformes; Salmonidae.
CAGUAGAAGACAUGACAGCUAUACCUUUGGUGUAGGCCUAACGCUUUAACUUUUGAAGUUUAAAGUACAAUUACCUUUGUAAUACAAAAUACAUCUCUUCCAAGUGUGUUUGCCUGAGGCUCGGCGCAGGCGCUCUGGGCUGCUCGCUGUCACUAAAACAAUUUUCUUCACAUUGGAAACUGUCACAAGUGACGUCAAUCACGGGGCUCUGACCAAUUAGAAGGCGGGGUGAUUGUUUAGCGCCACGGGCUGCAGCGCCUACCAUGAAUCUCUAUUCACUAUCAAAGUGUCCUGCUGCUGCCGUCCAACCGAAUGCGAUUCCAUGCAGCCACUUUAGAACUUAGAACAGUUUUUUUUCCCUUCUAUACUUUAGUUUUUUUAAAAAUAUAUUUUAGUUUUUUUUUCCUUCUAUAUUUUAGUUUUUUUCCCCCCCUGUAUUUUUCAUUGCGAUUAAAAUAUAUUUGUCAUCAUCAUUAUUAUUUUUGCCUGCUGUCAAGUUAUUCUAGAAUUAGAAGUAAUGAGCAUGGAUGUUUUGGGAAGCCCUGUGAUGGACCCUACGAUUUCCAAACGGAACACGGCACUGAGAUUAGUUGACUUGGCAGGGGCGCACCACCAUCACCAUCAUCACCACCAUACCCCUCAGAGCGUGACAGGCUUCCCGGGGUUCAGCAGCCAUCCACACUCAAUGGCUCACUCGCACCCUGGGGAGAUUACUGCGGAACCCCGCCUGGGGCCGAGUCCAUUCGGGCCAGAACACAUGGGGCACUCCGCGGCCCUCAAAAUCAGCCCAGCCCAUCAUUACCCACACCACCAUCACCACCACAAUCAUCAUAUGGCAGGCCACAGUGAAGUGGUCUCCAGUCAUACGGGAGCUUUUGGCCCGGUGCAGGCGGCUCCAGUCCCCUAUUCUAUGUCCCACACGGCCCAGGCGUUAUCCGCAGCCGCCGGUAGGGAUUUCCUCAUUCGGAGAGAUAUGACGGCUCAAGCCAUGCCGGUACUGACCGACCAGAGCCCCGGUUCAACCUCUCAUCACGGAAUGUUUGUCUCAACAACAGGUAGCAGCUAUCCGGGACACUACGGUCAUCACCCUGAUGCUGGUAGCCAUGCCCUCUUCUCCGGACUCCACCAUGAGCAGUCAUCUACUGGAGCACCAGGUGGCCAAGCCAUGAAUGGACAAAUACGGUUAGGAAUACCUAGCGAAAUGUACGUUAGGUCUGAUCACUUGAGUCAAGUGGCGAGCUCCAGGGCUGAUCCGUUCUCCGCCUCGACAUUACAUGGCUACGGUGGUCUGAACCAUCUGAACAUGAACCUUAGCGCCCAUCAUCACGGAGCCGGUGCAUUCUUCCGCUACAUGAGGCAGCCGAUAAAACAAGAAUUAAUCUGCAAGUGGCACGAACCGGAACACUCGACGAAAAAACUCUGCUCCAAAACUUACGGCACGAUGCACGAGCUGGUAAUGCAUGUGACGGUUGAUCACGUCGGUGGACCGGAGAUGGCAAACCAUAUAUGCUUCUGGGAAGAGUGUCCCAGAGAAGGAAAACCAUUUAAAGCCAAAUACAAACUUGUAAAUCAUAUCAGAGUACACACCGGAGAGAAACCAUUUCCAUGUCCCUUCCCCGGAUGUGGAAAAGUAUUUGCCCGAUCGGAGAACCUGAAGAUCCACAAGAGAACUCAUACCGGUGAGAAACCCUUCAAAUGUGAGUUUGACGGCUGUGACCGACGUUUCGCCAACAGCAGUGACCGGAAGAAGCACUCCCACGUGCACACCAGCGAUAAGCCGUACAACUGCAAAGUGAGAGGCUGUGAUAAAUCCUACACACACCCCAGCUCUCUCAGAAAACACAUGAAAGUGCACUGCAAGUCUCCACCACCAAGUUCUGGCUACGAGUCUUCAACUCCGUCGUUAGUGUCUCCAUCAUCGGACUUAGGCCGAGAGCCAGGAGCCUCGUCGCUCUCAGAACCAACACCCUCGUCCCAACCCGCCAAUUUAAGUGAGUGGUACGUCUGUCAUAGUUCUGGUGCGAGCGGAACUCAGACACCUCCCAGCGGCUCCUCCAGCCCUGAUCCCGGGGAUGAGACGCCCUACAGACACCCGGAACCAAGAGACGCUUUCUAACCAAAACUGGCCCAGAAAAUAAUUCUAAAAGAUAUUAAACAUAUUUUCUAAUAUACCCGCGGAUUUACAAAAUUAACACAUCGGAAAGGUCUGUUUUCUAAGGCCCACAUCAUUCAAUGUACUGUCUGGCAAAUCGGACAAAUAAGACACUGCCAAAUGUAUCUUGUAAUAGCGCUCUUCUAUCUCAAUGUGUUUGGAAAAAAAUAUGUAUUAUUCUCGUACCAGGUUAUUGUGCGCAUGUAUCUUGCUGUAUUAUUUUGUAAAUCGAGUUUUGACUUCAAUAUCUUUUUAAUUUAUUUUUUUUAAUCUGACAUGAGCAUUUUUGUAUUAUCGAACCAAAGUGUUUCAAUAUAAAAAAAUGAAUAAAAAUGUAUUAAAAAAAAAAUUACAUUUGUAAAUUGAUACGUUUCGAUGUGUAUGUAGGUGGUAAUAGUCAUUUUGUAAGCUUUGGUAUUUCAGCUAUUUUUUUUUAUUGUUUGCUACACUUAUUUGUAUAAAUAAAAUAAUUGAAACGUUUGGAGUUUCAUGCAAGACAUAUUGUCUCUAUUUGUGAUGUUCUAUUCUAUUGACUGAAUCGUUUUCAUAUAGUCUAUUUGAUAUUAUUACAUUCAAUUCAUAAAUGUUUGGUCAACGUGGGCAUUUUGUGAUUUUGUAAUUCUCGUCAAUAUUUGUUAGUAAUGUAUUUUUAUGAAAACGUGAUCCUAUCGAGAUCCUGCCUUGUAAUUUGUCAGUAUUUUGAAUAAAUCGUGUAUAAUAAAAAAAAAUUGAAUUAUC